AUUGUUCAAGCGAGAUUACAGCGCGAACGAAAUGGCGGCUGGAUGACUGUGGAUGCUCAGGUGUUUUUCCAAGUAAAUGCGGUUGCACUGACUAAUAGAACGACAAUUUUUGUCGCAAAACCACACAUAAAUGCCAGAGAAAGAAGCCUUGCUGCCGCUAGAGUUAUGGCGGGUGAUUUUGACUCAUCUUACGGUUCGAGAUUUGUGUCGUUGUUCUCAAGUUUGUCUGGAAUGGCGAGAGUUGGUUAAAAGUCUGGAUUCUACCCGUUGGAAAGAGCUUUUCCUGUCAUCGAAGCGAUGGAAACACCCAAAUUGGCCAAAUUAUUCACAAAAGGAACCUUCUUCUUGGAAGGACACGUACAAAGUCCAUCAUAUGGCUUCAAAACAAUGGGUAAAUCGCAGUGUCGAGGUUAGAUGUGCGCCAUGCCUGUAUUUGUUCAGAAGAAGGCUCGAGAGAAGGCGAAGAAGGCGAGUUGUUCGUGUUGGACCGGGAAGGGAAUUUCUGUCUAUUAAAAGCGCAAUAGCUUCGGCGGCACCGUUCGACUGUAUUCUGCUUCAUCCCGGAGUGUACGAUGAACAACAUGUUUUGAGUGUGAAAUUUCCGAUUGAACUCUGCGGUGAAGGACAACUGGGAGAUGUUCUUUUACAGAUUCCAAUCGAACAACAGGCAUCAACCACGCGAAUUCAAAACAUUAUUCUACAACCAGGUGUGCAAAGAUCGCAGAAUUCCCUCCCUGUUAUCUUAAAGGUUGGAACAGGGCAUGUUCAACUGGAUAACUGUAUCCUUGAGCAAGGCCAGAUUCAAGUCUCAUCUCCAGGCAGUAUUGUCAUUCGUUACUGUACUUUCAACAAUGCUUUUGUCACGCUACGCUCAGUUGGUUAUAGCAGAAUUGAAAAUUGCCAGUUUAGCACAGAUGAAUCAUCUGCUGUUAUUAUAGAAGGACUUCCACCCAUCUCACGGCCCAGGCCAAUUUCCAGACCUGUUGAAGACUGGAUGACGUCAAAUGGGAUUGACUCCCUAGGUCUGGAAGACCUCUAUGAUCUCUCUGUUGUUGAACCUGAUGUUCCAGGGGCGAGGAAUACCAGUAAACCAAUGACUGACAAAGGGACACCACCUCUAGGUAGUAAGUGCCCUGCUGUGCCAAUCAAGCUUACAGAUGGCCAAACAAAAGGAAGCAAUGGCAGCCAAGUGACUGUUUUAACAAACGAUCUUUGUCAACCUAAAAGCCCGCAAGGUGUUGGCUGUGAAUCUCAUCCAAGGAGAUAUCAUCUUGAUACACAAUGCCGAGAUGUUGUCAGAUCCAUACAUGGUUGUGUUAUAAGAAAUAACUGCUUUUGUGUAGGCAAGGGAGCCGUGCUGGUCAGACGCAGAGGACAUGCCUGGAUUGAAGGAAAUGAAAUUGGCCGUUUGUCUCAUGGUGUGAGAUGUCUUACAGGUGCCAAGGUCGUAAUCCUUAACAACAGGAUUCAUGAUUGCGGAACAUCAGGGAUAUUUUUCAGGGAGAGGUCCACUGGUUUGGUUGCUGGAAAUCACAUUUAUGGCAAUAAAGAGGCAGGAGCAGACAUCCGUAGUGGAUCAGACCCAAUCGUACAGCACAAUCACAUUCACAGUGGCAAGCGCUCUGGAGUUGUCAUCUUGGACCGUGGUAAAGGAGUUAUUAGAGACAACGACAUUUAUGAUAAUAAAGAAGCUGGGGUCUACAUUCUGUAUCGUGGAAAUCCCAUUGUCAGACACAACAGAAUCUGGGCAGGCCGUGCAGCGGGUGUGGCUGUGACUGAAGAAGGAAAGGGUCACAUUCUCUAUAAUGAUAUCUGUGGUAUGGAGUGGGGAGGUGUGGACAUUCGUAAUGGAGGCAACCCAGUGGUGACAAACAACUGGAUCAGGGAGGGCCAUGCAGAUGGCAUUGUUAUUGGAGAGGGUGGGAAGGGAAUUAUCAUGGACAAUGACAUUCGAGGUAACAGUGGCUGUGGGGUCUGGAUCCUAACUGUCUCUAAACCCCUCAUCUAUGGCAAUCGCAUUGCAGACUGUGGCGACAGUGGUGUUGCACUUGUUAGCAACAGUGAUCUUCACCAUGACAACCAGCAACUGAGUUCACAGUUUGCACAGUCAGAGCAAGAGGAACAGCAAAUGCAGCCAUUAUUCUUUGAUGAAGACCUGUCUUCUACGUCAAAUUUUGAGGACCACGAACACUCUAUUGACAUAAAUGGUCCUCGACCAGACAAGAAUUAUGCCUGUGUGGAUAACAAUACAAUUUUCGACAAUGCAGGCCAUGGAAUCCAUUUUUCAGGCAGUGAAGGCCUGCUCAUCCGGGGUAAUAAUGUUCAUAAUAACGAGGGCUGUGGUAUCAGUGUAGCAAAACCAGCAGAGAUUACCAUCCAAGACAACAGCGUUUGUAGAAACAACAGCUCGGGAGUUUCUAUUGAAAUAGGCUGUAGUGCUAAUGUCAGUGGCAAUGGUAUCUAUGGAAACCGAAAGCAUGGAAUUCUUGUGUGUGGGAAAGGCCUGAUAAAAGAAAAUGAUGUGUUCUGUAACGCGUUAAGUGGAGUUGAACUGCGUGGGCCAGGUGAUCCUUACAUCACCAGAAACCGCAUCCAAUCCACAGACCAUUAUGGUGUAAAUAUUCUAGAAAAUGCUCGUGGAUAUGUGGACAGUAAUGAUAUCUAUCAGUGCAGCACAGCAGGUCUGAAUCAACACCCUGACAGUACAGUGUUGGUGAUAAACAAUCGUAUCAUUCCAGUCAAUACCAAAAGUGACCGUCAAGUUUGCAUUGUUAACCAAGAUACCAAUGAAUGUAGUCAUGACCCCAGUGGACUAGAUUUAGACUCACCUCCACGCCCCUUGCUUCCUAAUAAGGAGAACAAAUUUCCCAGGCCAGCCAUGUCACGGUUAUCAAUGUCAACCUCAGGGAAUAGUCACAUUGUGGCAGGGAUGGCGACAUGUCACGGACGCAGUCGAUUUUGUGUCAUUUCGUGAUGAAUCUAUAUAAUAUAGCAGUAGUAGAUUAGUUAGAAUCCAAUCGUGUGAAUUGUAGAGCUUAGAACAAACCAGUAGAUGACAAAAAUACAUCAGCAAACAUGAAGUGACUCUUCUUAUUGAACUGGCGUUCCCAUUUUCUCAUAGCAAUUUGUUAAAUAAUCAGAAGGUAGGAGCUAAAUUACUGAUAUAAAAAUGUAAAUAACGUAUUCAGUUGAACGAUCAAUUGAAAUAUCAGAUGUAAAAAUAUAAGAAUAAAGUAUAUACCAUUUCUUGUUCAUGUAA
Molecule: messenger RNA, 3259 nt
Organism: Orbicella faveolata
Lineage: Eukaryota; Metazoa; Cnidaria; Anthozoa; Scleractinia; Merulinidae
Biological process (GO): ubiquitin-dependent protein catabolic process; regulation of apoptotic process
Molecular function (GO): protein binding
Source: RefSeq, a predicted model, not a curated record